Odobenus rosmarus divergens (Pacific walrus) is the source of this 194-nucleotide messenger RNA. RefSeq names its product transforming growth factor beta-1-like. The annotation marks the transcript as partial. The transcript is spliced from 2 exons. Lineage: Eukaryota; Metazoa; Chordata; Mammalia; Carnivora; Odobenidae. The record is from RefSeq and is a predicted model, not a curated record.
AUGAGGAUGAACUUGGACUCCACGGAGAAGAACUGCUGCGUGCGGCAGCUCUAUAUCGACUUCCGCAAGGAUCUGGGCUGGAAGUGGAUCCACGAGCCCAAGGGCUACCACGCCAACUUCUGCCUGGGGCCCUGCCCCUACAUUUGGAGCCUGGACACGCAGUACAGCAAGGUGCGUCUGGCCUCGGACAGGGG